AUGGCGACGCACCGAGAGGCCAAUUUCCCCUCUACUCCGUACGUGGACCCCUCGCCUUCCCCCUCAUCAAUCCCCCACGUAGACGAGGUAGGCGCCACUUCUGCUCCCUUGAAGUCGGCCAGCUUUUUCCUCGGCUCAUACUGUCAAAAGUACAACGAGGACUUUAUGCUUUGCAAGAGCGAGAACAGGGACCCAGAGCAUUGCCUCAAGGAAGGGAGGAGGGUGACGCGAUGCGCUCAGGACCUCAUCCGUAAACUCAACCAAAACUGCGCCAAGGAGUGGGAAGCCCAUUGGCAAUGCCUCGAGCGUCAGAAUCACGAGCUUCACUUGUGCCGCAAGCCCGAGAGGACGUUCAACCAAUGCGUCUUUGACAAGCUGCAGCUGAAGAAGGAGAUUCCGGGGACACCAGAAGGCAAAGAGCAGAUUCACGAAAAGAAGAAUCCGAUUUGGAAGGGGAUGCAGCGUUGAGUGGGCCAAGGAGUGCAAUUGGGCGGAGGUGACGAAGGAACAGUGGUAGAUGAGGGGAGGAGGCAAGCUGGUAGCGAUCUCUGCCUUCCCUGGCAAGGCCUUGUAUCAUGUGUACGGCCUCCCUCUGACGAUAUCAACAGCAUACAACCAAGAGAUGCUCUCUCACGUGGUGGU
Jaminaea rosea is the source of this 642-nucleotide messenger RNA. RefSeq names its product putative NADH dehydrogenase 22K chain precursor. The record is from RefSeq and is a predicted model, not a curated record. The transcript is spliced from 2 exons. The coding region runs from base 1 to 468 and encodes 155 amino acids. Lineage: Eukaryota; Fungi; Basidiomycota; Exobasidiomycetes; Microstromatales. Gene Ontology annotation, biological process: mitochondrial electron transport, NADH to ubiquinone.